This is a messenger RNA of Hyaloscypha bicolor E, 7698 nucleotides long. Its product is annotated as SpvB-domain-containing protein. Lineage: Eukaryota; Fungi; Ascomycota; Leotiomycetes; Helotiales; Hyaloscyphaceae. Bases 1 to 7698 code for a protein of 2565 amino acids. Gene Ontology annotation, cellular component: cytoplasm. The transcript is spliced from 2 exons. The record is from RefSeq and is a predicted model, not a curated record.
AUGUCACCCCACUCAGGAGCCCACCAUGGCGCUGCUCCUGUAGACAUUCGUCCGGCCUCAAAUACCACCGAUCCGGGCCAGUCUAGCUCUGGACAAGCUUCUAAUCCUGCAACGGGCGCUACAUCACCGUUGCCGUCAAUUUCCCUUCCAAAGGGAGGGGGUUCCAUAGGAGGAAUGGGAGAGAAAUUCAACGUCAAUCCUGCAGACGGUACAGGAAGCUCAGCCAUUCCAAUCCGAACAAGUCCCAGCCGGGGAGGAUUGGGCCCAGCUCUUUCUCUAAAUUACAGUUCCGGGAAUGGAAACAGUCCUUUCGGCUUGGGUUGGAGUCUCUCAGAAACGAGCAUUGCUAGGAAGACUUCGAAGGGUCUGCCGCAAUACAACGACUAUGAAGACUCAGAUGUCUUUCUCCUUGGUGGCAUCGAAGAUCUAGUCCCUCUUUUAAGAAAAGAUGAGCAAAACGGCGUCCUUUACGACAAAAACACAGGGCAGCCAAUUUUGUACGAGGAGUCGCGAAAUGGAUAUACGAUUCGGCGAUACUCUCCCCGCAUUGAAGGCUCAUUCAUCCGUAUCGAAAAAUGGACAAGCAUUGCCGAUCCGGGACAUGUUCACUGGCGAGUUACGUCUCCGGAUAGCACAACCAGCGUUUAUGGAGCAACACCAAACUCUCAGCUCUUUGAUCCAAACCAGGGCCCCAAUCAAAACCGUCGAAUUUUCUCUUGGCUACUUUCUGAGCAAUAUGACAUGUCCGGUAAUGCAGUCAUCUACGAGUACAAGGAAGAGGACUCCACCGGUAUUUCUGCUAGUGCAACAAACGAAAGGAAUCGAACCGAGAAAUCCCGUUCUUCAAAUCGAUAUCUGAAGACGAUAAAAUAUGGCAACAAGACGCCUAACCGUAAUCCAGAAACCUGGCAUUCUUUGUCUGCCUUCCAGAACCCCACAGAUGAUUGGAUGUUUACCGUGGUUCUAGACUACGGCGAAUUUGAUGAAAAAAGUCCCAAAUUUGACGACAACAGGCCAUGGUCUUGUCGAAAAGACCCCUUCUCCUCUUAUCGUUCUGGAUUCGAAAUCCGUACAUAUAGACUGUGCGAGAGGAUUCUCAUGUUCCACAACUUCCCCACCGAACUUUCGAGAGACCACUACCUCGUCUCGUCCACUAAGUUCAAAUACGCCGAAGAAGACUCCAUCACAUAUCUCAAGAGCGCAACCCAAACCAGCUACAUGUUUGAUGGUGAAAAGUUCUGUAGCAAAAGUCUGCCUCCUGUGGAUUUCGAGUACUCAACCUUCCCGAAAGAUGAGGUGCUCACAGAGCUUUCCGCCCAAGACAUCGACCCAAUCAGCGCUCAAAAUAUGCCUUCUGGCGUGGAUGGAUACUCACACCAGUGGGCUGAUCUUGAUGGAGAAGGUCUGUCAGGGGUCCUGGUUGAACAAGGCAGAGGCUGGUUCUAUAAACGAAAUCAGAGCGCAAACAACACAUCAAUCGACAACGAAGACGGCUCCGUAGCCCCGGCUUUUGGACCAUUGGAAGAGGUAUUUUCAAAGCCGCCGAUGACAUUGGCGGCCGGUCGAGCUCACUUCUCGGACAUUCAAGGGGAUGGCUUGUUGGAUUUGGUGGAGAUGGAUGAUUCCGCGUGGGGCUUUUUCAGCCGGAAAGUUCUGCCCGAUCGAGGAUGGGCCCCAUUUCAAGAGUUCAAGGCCCGUCCUAAUAUUCGUUUCGAUCAACGUACGGUGUUUGUUGAUGUUACAGGUGAUGGGCUCGCUGAUAUCUUCAUCACGGAGGACAACGCCUUCGUCUACUACCCCUCAUUAGGCGAAGAUGGUUUCGGUGAGCCAAAUCGAACAUUCCAAGCCCUGGAUGAAGAGAAAGGACCCCGUCUUCUCCUGGGAGAUUUCGAGCAAACAAUCCAUCUGGCAGACAUGAGUGGUGACGGCUUGACUGACUUGGUACGAAUCCGGAGUGGUGAAGUCUGCUACUGGCCUAAUACUGGAUACGGACACUUCGGAGCGAAAGUCACAUUAGAUAACAGUCCGUGGUUCGAUAAUGAGGGCUCUUACAACCCUAAUUUCCUGCAUGUCGCUGACAUUGACGGCUCCGGGACAGCUGAUCUUCUCUACAUCAGUCCAGGUGGUAUUGAUCUCUACCUCAAUAAUUCCGGAAAUGCCUUCUCGCAUCGAAAGCGGCUAUCCCAUGUUAUUUCAGUCGAUAGAUUCUCAACGGUUGACACCAUAGAUAUCCUUGGAAAUGGCACUACCUGUAUUGUCUGGUCCUCGAAGCUUCCUGGCCAUUCUCAAAUAUCGAUGAAGUACAUUGAUCUCACACGAGGCAAGCCACAUCUACUCAUCAGUCAAAAGAAUAAUCUCGGAGCUGAGACACGAAUCCAUUACGCACCAUCGACCAAGUUCUACCUCGAUGACAAGCAAGCAGGCAGACAAUGGAUCACAACUCUCCCAUUUCCAGUACAGUGUGUAGAGAAAGUAGAGACAUUCGAACGCAUCAGCGGCAACCGCUUUGCAACUCGCUAUGCCUACCACCAUGGAUUCUUUGAUGGCCUUGAACGAGAAUUCCGUGGCUUUGCGAUGGUAGAACAAUGGGACACUGAAGACUAUGACGAAUCUUCCUCGGCGUCCGCAACCAAUCUUGACCGGAAAUGGAACUCUCCCCCAGUGCAUACCAAAUCUUGGUUCAGCACGGGAAACUUCCUCGGCGAGGGUAGCUCGCUCCUUGCAUUGGACUACUUUGAGGUUCCCGAGUCGCACGAAAGCGCAAAUGGGCUAGCAACAACGCUCCUGGAGGAUUCGGUUAUCCCAUCUGGUCUCAACCUCAAUAUGGCGAGGGAAGCGUGUCGAGCCCUGAAAGGUCACUUGCUCAGAAGUGAAGUGUAUUCUGACGACAAGAGUCCCAAGGCAGGAAUCCCAUAUACUGUUUCCGAGAGCAACUACACAGUUCGGGCGCUCCAGCCAGAAGACGUCCACGGCCAUGGGAUCCUUGAUGUCGUGCCCAGAGAAACCAUGCACCUUAGCUUCGAAAGGAAUCUCAGCGACCCUCGGAUUCAACAUGGUCUUGUCAUUGAGAUUGACAAAUACGGAAAUUCGCUGAAGUCUGUCCAAAUCGCGUACGGCCGCCACUCAAGUCCACUCCCCGAAGCAGAAGAUCGCAAAUGUCAAGAACAACUUCUCGUCUCUUACUCCGAAAGUUUUGUCACCAAUAAUAUCGACGAUGCCAAUUGUUAUCGACUCCCCAUACCGUACGAAUCACGGUCAUAUCAACUUUAUGGGUAUGAGAACGAUCUCGUCGACCGCUUUGGGCUAUCUCAAUUCUCCAAGCAUGACCUUGCUCACCUUCCGGUGAUUCCCUACGAGGAGCUUCCAAAUGGGAGAAAACAGAAGAGGCUUCUUGGUAGAUCACGUAACCUGCUCCGCAGUGAUGAUUUGACACACCUUCUCCCACCCGGAGUGCUCGAGAGCAUGGCGUUUCCGGGAGAAGGCUACACCCAAGUAUUUACCCCCGGACUUCUGGAGACAUACCAAAGGCCCAAUCCGGACUUUCCAGAAGCUGCGAAUGAAAUAUUGAUACCCAAUAUCAACGAGGUCCUGGGAAGGAAGGGAGGCGGCCAUGUGGAUCUCGAUUCUGAUGGCAACUGGUGGGUUCCAUCUGGAAGAUCUUACUUCCACUUCGAUCGCGUUUCGCCAGAACAAGAGUUAGCCGAGGCAAGAAGGCAUUUCUUCUUGACACGACGCUUCGUGGAUCCUUUUGGAAACCAGUCUAGAGUCGUGUAUGACCAGUUUGACCUCUUGCCAACGGAGAGUAUCGACGCUCUCCACAAUGUGGGCAAGAGCUCUCACGACUAUCGCGUGCUGCAGCCAUAUCUUGCUGUGGAUCCGAAUGGAAACCGGACCCAGUGUGCGUUUGAUGAGCUUGGCUAUGUCGUCGCUACGGCAGUGAUGGGCAAGGAAGGAGAAGAUGUAGGCGACUCGCUGGAUCUCUUCCGCCAAGCCACGUCCGAGGAAGUAGAGCAAUUCUUUCUCGAUCCCCAUGGACCACUGCGAGAAUCCUUACUGGGAAAUGCCACAACUCGCACUGUUUACAACGUGGACCGAUACUGGAAAGAGCCUGAAGUUGCGAAGAAGAAGCCCAUUUUCCAUGCCACAAUAGCCCGAGAAACACACGCAAGUGAUCUAACACCAGGCAAAGUCAAGACCCAAAUCGGUUUCUCAUAUUUCGAUGGGAUGAGUUGCACCAUUCAAGCAAAGGCACAGGCCAAACCAAAGGAUGGCUUGCCCAAUUGGAUCACGAGUGGCUGGACAAUUGUCAACAACAAAGGCAAUCCCGUGCGGCAAUUUGAACCUUUCUUCGAUACAUCACAUGAGUACAUCUCCGAUCAAAAAGUGGGCGUGAGUUCAAUAUUAAUAUACGAUGCCGUGGAUCGAGUCAUUGCGCAGAUAGGUCCUAACCAUACUUGGACCAAGUCUGUCUUCGACAACUGGAUGUCAACAACCUACGAUUCCAACGAUACAGUACUCAUGAAUCCCAAGACCGACCCAGAUACCGGCCAAUUCGUCAAACUUCUCCCAGACGACUACUACCUGCCCACCUGGUACGAACAGCGAAUAUCCGGACAACUGGGCCGAGAUGAAAAGGUAGCAGCCCAGAAAUCAGCAAAACAUGCCAAUACACCCGCUAUCAUACAUUUGGAUGUUCUUGGUCGUCCUUUUCUCUCUAUUGCGGACAAUGGAGAGUAUGGCAAAUACACCACACGCAGUCGGUUGGACAUUCAGGGCAACAUUCAGCAUAUUAAAGAUGCUAGAGGUCGACUUGUUCAAAAAUACAUUUACAAUAUGGUGGGAUCUGCAAUCAACCAGAACAACCUCGAAUCUGGGGAACGAUGGGCGAUGUUUGAUAUUGGCGGCGGGUCCCUGAUUCAUUGGGAUGCUCGAGGAAACCGAUUCCACGCCUUGCGUGACGAGCUAGGCCGCAAAAUAGCAUCGUUUCUCCAACAAGGAGAGAAAGGUUCCGAGAUGAUGAUCCAGAAAGUAAUCUAUGGUGAAAGCCUGACGGGACGCAACCAGAAAGAGGAAUUGGUAUGUGUGAAUGGCAGAGGCAGAGUUGUCAAGAUUUAUGAUCAGGCUGGCAUACACGAGCAAGCUGAAUACGACUUCAAAGGCAACCUGCUCUAUAGUGACCGUCAGCUUGCACGGAACUACAAGACCGUUCUGGAUUGGAAUGGGCCAGUGCCUAUGGAAGACGAAGUCUAUGUCAGCCAGAGCACAUUCGACGCUUUGAAUCGCUGUGUAGAGUUUACGAGUGCAGACGACUCUGUGGUAUACUACAAGUACGACGAGGCGGGCCAUCUACAGAGUCUUGCUGGGCGAAUCAGGGAUAGCGAGAACCACACUUCUUUUGUUCGCAACACCGAAUACAACGCAAAAGCUCAGCGAACCUCCAUCGAAUAUGGGAAUGGGACAAGGACUCGAUACUCAUACGAUCCGAACACCUUCCGCCUGAUUCAUCUUCUUACUCGUCGCGACGAGAGAAAAUUCCCAGAUGAUCAACCAAAACCAUCAGCUUCUCGGCCUGGAGCUGGGGGCCAUGUCCAAAAUCUUCAUUAUACCUUUGAUGCUGUUGGUAACGUUACCAAAAUCAUCGAUGAUUCGCAGCAACGAAUAUUCCACAAGAAUAUCGUGGUCGAGCCCAGUAAUGAGUACACAUAUGAUGCUUUGUACAGACUCAUUGAAGCUACAGGUCGUGAGCAUCUUAGUCUGGCGAAGAAACCGACUGCCCCUGGAGAGUUGUUCAAACCUGUUGAUCAUAGGAAUGAUGGUACGGCUAUGAGUAGGUACUUGGAAAGCUACAAAUAUGAUGAGGUUGGGAAUUUUGUUUGGAUGCAGCAUCAGAAUACUUCGUCUAAUGCUCAGGGUUGGACACGGCAUUACAACUAUGAUGAACCGAGCCUUUUGGAGCCAGGUUUGUUUAGCAACAGGCUCAGCCGCACUUCGAUUGGAUCCGCCACCGAGCAUUACAGAUAUGAAGGAAAUGCUGCCCGUCACGGAAAUAUCACUUCCAUGCCUAAUCUCCCGUUGAUGGAAUGGGACUUUAAAGACCAACUUUGCGCAACGGCUAGGACAACCAGCCUAAAUGGGACCCCCGAGACUACAUGGUAUGUCUACGACUCUGCUGGACAGCGAGUCCGGAAAGUGACCGAAAGUCACGCGGGCCCAGGCGAAACACCUCGUCGAAUCAAGGAACGAAUUUAUGUGGGAGUUGAAAUCUUCAGAAGGUUCAAUGGUAAAGGCGACAUCAAGCUCGAGCUCCAGACGCUACAUGUGAGUGAUGCGAGUGGGACCGUCACGAUGAUCGAGACUCGAACUGUGGGAGAAGAGCCGCAUAUUCCAGAGCAGCUUUUUCGGUAUCAACUAGACAAUCACCUCCAAUCCGUGUGCUUGGAGUUAGAUGAGCAGGCUCGAACCCUCACUUAUGAAGAGUACACACCUUAUGGAGCCACAUCCUACCAAGCUGCCGGAAGUCAAAUUGGGGCGCCAAAAAGAUACGGGUAUACGGGAAAAGAGCGAGAUGGUGAAAACGGAUUGUACUACUAUGGCGCGCGUUAUUAUUGCUCAGCAGUAGCUCGUUGGAUAAAUUGCGACCCCAUCGGCGUACAGGGUGGACUCAAUGUCUAUGUGUAUGUCCGCUGUAAUCCUGCUAACUUGAUCGAUCCAGAUGGGCGGAUGGAUGCAGGGACAGGCGCGGGAGGAUCAAGUUCAUCCAGUCGUGGGUUUGUUAGGGAAGAGAAAGAUAGGGAAGAGAAAGUGAAUAACUUGACCCCUGUGGCAUCAGCAGCCGCAUCAGCGGUCUCAUCAAGUGCCUCAUCAGCAGCAUAUUCAAGCAGCAGGACGAACAAAUACAAUUUUGCCUACACCCCGGAGAAUGUCGUCGCAAGAUACCGCCAACCCAACCUUAAUACCGAGAACGAUUUCACAGAAAUCGCUGUUCAAAUAAAUCCAGACGCUGUGAUAAUCUGGGACACAACACUAAGACAGCCAGAGUUUGCGGGUGUAGCGAAGUAUAAGGUCGAGAACGAUGCAAGAUUUGCUGUAACAAAUGUCCCAUUCAUCGAACUUGAAAAGGACUACCGAGGAAAGAAUCUCUCUCCAGUCCUCUGGCUUCACAUUAGUAAGAUAGCAGAGAGCAACGCCCAGGAACAGGUCAUGAAAUGGAAAACUUUGAAAGGGGGGACCUAUCCCCACCUAAACCCUCCUCCUAGACCGUCUGCGGAACCUCCUCUUGGAGUCAUCGCCGUAAAUUCGCCUGAUGCUACGAUUCCGAUGAGAAUAUACUGGAACAAGAUGGGGUUUAACUAUCAGGCUGCACAAGACGAGAUAUUGUUCAAGGUCUACGGUUUGCAUGAGCUGGGGAUCAGGUGGGAGGUGAGCGGUCUUCUGGAGUCUACGAUCACGAUGCUGGCUGGGGGACAGGGAUAUAGAGGCGCUGAGGAGCCUUUGAGGACGAUACCGGUGGGGGAACUACGUGGCGUCCCUGAGGUUGUGGAGGGGAUUGCAAGAGCGGGUAUAGAGAAAGGAAUGUGGUCUGUCAUUCCCGGGAAACCUCCCGAAGCCCAGGAGAUGAGAUCUACCGAAGGCCUGGGCCGCCCAGCACAGUCGACCAAAGGUAGCCUUUUCUCGAGAUUCAAAUCUCUUUUUAAAUGA